UUCACUAUACUUUGUUUUAGCAUCUCCACCAUCCAAAUUCCUCAAGAAGAGAAAUAUUGACAUGGCCUUCCCCGGAGAAAGUAACCAGAUUCUGGAAGAAGUAAACUCUGCCGUGAAGACGUUGAUACUAAAUAGGCCUGAGAAGCUGAAUGCAAUCUCACCUUCAAUGGCUUCUAAAUUAUUGGACACGUUCCAAGCAUAUGAGAAAGACUCAAAUGUCAAGCUGGUGAUUUUGAAGGGAAAUGGAAAAGCAUUUUGCUCUGGUGGUGAUAUUACUACUGGAGUCCGUCUCGUGUCUGAGGUUAAGUGGAGUUCCGGUGUGAAAUACUAUGGGACGCAACUGAAAUUGAAUUAUGUAUUGGCGACGAACAAGAAGCCUCAGGUCUCGCUCAUUAAUGGGAUAGUGAUGGGAGGUGGCGCCGGACUAUCCAUGCACGGCGAGUUCCGAGUUGUCACAGAGAAUGCUGUAUUUUCCAUGCCAGAAACAUUGUUAGGAUUAUUCCCAGAUGUGGGUUCAUCCUAUUUUCUAUCUAGACUCGCAGGCUUUUUUGGGGAAUACAUAGGUCUCACUAGCAGAAGGUUGGAUGCAGCUGAAAUGGUAGCAUGUGGCCUCGCAACUCACUUUGUUCUUUCCAUGAACCUGCCUCUGUUGGAAGAAGCACUGAAUAAGGUGGAGUCAUCAGAUCCAGCUGGCAUCUGCACGAUUAUUGAUGAGUUUUCACUGAGACCAGUUUUGAAGAAAGAUAGUGCUUAUCAAAGACUUGAGAUUAUCAAUAAAUGCUUCUCAAAAGAAACAGUUGAAGAAAUUCUAUCUACACUUGAGCAUGAGGCAAUAAAUAAAGCGGACGUGCCAAUAAGCAAACCAGAGAAGUGGGCUGUUGCAGCAAUCAAGUCAUUGAAGAUGGCAUCGCCAACCAGUCUUAAAGUUUUUCUCAGAUCGAUCAGAGAAGGACGGACGCAAGACAUCAGCCAGUGCCUAAUCCAAGAAUACAGAAUGGUCUCUCAUGCCUUGCGAAGAACAGUCAGCAAUGAUUUCUAUCAGGGUUGCAGGGCGAUAUUGUUCGACAAAGACGGAAGGCCUAAGUGGGACCCUUCGAAACUUGAAUUGAUUAGUAAAGAAAUGGUGGACCAGUAUUUCACCAAGGUGGAUGAUGAGGAUUGGGAAGAUCUACAGCUUCCUGUUAGAUCGAACACUGCCGACUCAGUUAGAGCAAAACUAUAAGGAUCCUUGGCAGACAGCGGUUAUAUGAGUUGUGAGUUGCCACCACUUGGGGAGAUCUAUCAUCCAUGAAUUCAUAGAUAUGUUAUGUAAGAGAAUGGGCUGCAUGUUUGUUAUUGUGUUCGUAAUAGAGAUGUCGUCGA
Molecule: messenger RNA, 1362 nt
Organism: Magnolia sinica
Lineage: Eukaryota; Viridiplantae; Streptophyta; Magnoliopsida; Magnoliales; Magnoliaceae
Product: 3-hydroxyisobutyryl-CoA hydrolase 1-like
Exons: 14
Coding region: 62-1222 (386 amino acids)
Biological process (GO): L-valine catabolic process
Molecular function (GO): 3-hydroxyisobutyryl-CoA hydrolase activity
Source: RefSeq, a predicted model, not a curated record